This is a messenger RNA of Aureobasidium melanogenum CBS 110374, 1560 nucleotides long. RefSeq lists its product as uncharacterized. Lineage: Eukaryota; Fungi; Ascomycota; Dothideomycetes; Dothideales; Saccotheciaceae. Bases 1 to 1560 code for a protein of 519 amino acids. The record is from RefSeq and is a predicted model, not a curated record. The transcript is spliced from 4 exons. Gene Ontology annotation, molecular function: acyltransferase activity.
AUGUCUGAGACACCUGUCAUUGUCGGAGUCGGCGACAUUAUAAAUCGCCAUCUUGCAGUCCAUCAUGCCGCAGAGCCUGCUGAGCUAAUGCUCGAUGCCAUUUCCAUCGCUCUACAGGAUACUGGUCUCUCAUUAAAAGUAAUCGCAACGCUUAAACCCAGAAUCGACAGCAUAGAUGUUGUUCGCACUUGGACGUGGCCAUAUCCAGAUCUGCCUGGUUUACUCGCUGAGAAACUUGGUGCUCGACCUACUCACAGCUACUGCUCUCCACAUGCAGGUAAUCAAUCUGCGAAACUGGUCGAUGACGCAGCUCGUAGAAUCGCGAGUGGAGAGACAAGGUUGGCGGUGGUGACCGGAGGCGAGGCAUUAGCAUCACUGGCUGCUUGUGCUAAAGCAGGAGUUAUGCCUCCACCAAACUGGACCCCGGUCGAGAAGCCUGCGACACAAGUAUUCGCCCCCUCAAUGAGUGAGAUGGCCAAAGGCAUUGGGUCAAAACAUAUGAUCGGAGCACCCAUCCAAGUAUAUCCACUCUUCGAGAACGGUCUUCGUGCUCAAAGGGGCCAGUCAAUGGAGGACAACAACACUGAAAGUGCAAAGCUAUAUGCUGAAUUUGCCCAAGUUGCGAACAAGAAUCCAUUGGCAUGGAAUUUCCCUCGAACUGCGGAAACCGAACAAACAAUUGGUCGUGUCUCUAGCAGGAAUCGCAUGAUAUGUUUUCCAUACCCUCUACUGAUGAAUGCUUUCAAUACAAUAAACUUAGCUGGAGCAAUGAUUCUGACGUCCGUUUCAUAUGCUCGCGAACUAGGCAUCGCCGAACACCGGUGGAUCUACGUGCUUGGAGGUGCAGGCACACAAGAUAGCGACAAUUUCUGGGAGCGGCCGGAUUUUUACUCGAGUCCUGCAAUCAGUCGCGCGCUGGACGCCGGACUCGAGGCGUCUGGACUCAGCAAAUCUGAUAUAGACAUGUUCGACUUUUACAGCUGCUUUCCUAUCGUACCCAAAUUGGCCUGCCUACAUCUUGGUCUGGACGUGUUGCAGCCUGAAAAGCCCAUCACUUUGCUUGGCGGUCUGACAAGCUUUGGAGGAGCAGGCAACAAUUACUCUAUGCAUGCAAUGACAGUCAUGACACGAAAGUUACGUGCAGGCAGUGGCACUCAUGGUCUUGUGCUCGCAAAUGGCGGUGUCCUGACAUAUCAGCAUGUCAUCUGUCUGUCGUCUCGACCACGAGCGGAUGGUCAACAUUAUCCUGCUCGUAACCCCCUGCCUUCCAGACUUGAGGACAACACUGUGCCUGAAAUCAAUGAGACUGCUGAAGGAGAAGCCAUUAUUGAGACAUAUACGGUAGACUUUGACCGCAAGAACGAACCUUCACUAGGUCAUAUUGUAGGUCGACUGAAGAGAUCCGGGCAUAGGUUUAUUGCCAAUCACGGAGAUGCUGCAACGUUGAAGAGGCUUGCGAGCAAAAGUGAAGAGCCUAUUGGCAUGUGUGGCUAUGUGCGAGCGGACAGACAGAGUCGCGGAAGGAACUUGUUCUCUUUUGGAGCGAGCUCUAGACUGUAG